AUGCUCACAAUAGAAAAUGCGAGCCUUACAGAUACAAUUGGCUGUCAGGUGUCUUCAUCAUUCGCGUCGCCUAACACAACCCGCAUUACGAAUUGCACAGACGAAGACGACGUGAUGGGUCCACGGUACCAUAAGCGCGUCCGCAUCGCCAUCAUUAUCAUCAUGAUCGCCUUAUCGGUGUUCGGAAACAGCGUGGUCUGCUGGAAGCUCGUCUUCAGAAGACGGCGCCGCCGCGUGUCCAAGGCCCGCGUGCUCUUCCUGAACCUUGCCAUAGCUGACCUCCACGUCGCUUGUAUCACGAUGACGUCACAGGUCGUCUGGGAGGUCAUGGGACGAUUGUGGAUAGCCGGCGACGUCUUCUGUAGGUUCCUCAAGUUUCUGCAGACGUUCGUCCUGGUGUCUUCUACGUACAUGUUGGUUAGCAUCGCCCUUGACAGACACAUCGUCAUCGUGACUCCACUGGCUCCGAGCCCAGAUCCGUGGAAACUGGCGAUCGCGACCUGGGCGUUGUCGUUAUUGCCGUCGCUACCGAACCUCUACGUGUUUAGGAGCAUGGAAGUAAGUCCCGGCAAGUGCUACUGCACGUCAAUCUUCUACGACCGUCAGACACCCAAGUACCACCGGCAGGUCUACAUGGGGUUUGUGUUCUUUAUGGUGUUCAUCGCGCCCCUGGUGCUACUCGUGGCCUUGUACGCUGGAAUAUUGUUGGUUAUCUGGAGGCAAGGUGCAAAGAGCAGCACAACGGGACAGCAGACCGCCUCGUCAUUUCCGAGAGCAAAGGUCAAGACCCUCAAGAUGACAGUGGUAGUGUUUGGCGCAUUCCUCGUCACCAACGUGCCAUACAUGGUCCAAGAAAUGAUCCUGGCUUUUGGGAACCCGGGAAUCCUGGACCACAACGUGGUGGCGCUAUUCGGCGUCAUCUCCGCCUCCAACAGCGCUAUCAAUCCGUACAUCUAUCUUUUCUUCCAGCGAUCGAAGCGACAGUGUGGAGGAUUCUGCAGUGCCCUACUCAAAGACGCCAAGACCUGGUUUUCAUGUCGUCGUCUCAGCAACCUCUGCAAUUCGCGGUCGCCGAGCUCUCCUACCACGAUGACGUCACUGAACCAUAAUGGAAACUACGCUAUGACCAGCUUGAACACAGGAACGCAGGUUGAAAUCCGGAGUCCAAACAAAUUUGAUGUGUGA
Molecule: messenger RNA, 1185 nt
Organism: Ixodes scapularis (black-legged tick)
Lineage: Eukaryota; Metazoa; Arthropoda; Arachnida; Ixodida; Ixodidae
Product: oxytocin receptor
Exons: 2
Coding region: 1-1185 (394 amino acids)
Biological process (GO): G protein-coupled receptor signaling pathway
Cellular component (GO): membrane
Molecular function (GO): peptide binding; G protein-coupled receptor activity
Source: RefSeq, a predicted model, not a curated record